Gryllus bimaculatus (two-spotted cricket) is the source of this 822-nucleotide messenger RNA. The record is from the annotation of a GenBank genome assembly. Lineage: Eukaryota; Metazoa; Arthropoda; Insecta; Orthoptera; Gryllidae.
AUGCUAACCGUUAACAAAAGGAUUCCAGCGUCGCCGGAAGUUGGCCCUCGCGGCCCGCGGAGCCGCCUUCCUGACACGCGUUGGGCGGUUGCGGGGCCGGGGCCCCGUCCCGCCACGAAGACGACCUGCGGCGCGGCCUUAAUUGGAACGGCGGCGGCCGUCUCCCGCAGGGCUUCGCUGGCCGCGGCCAAGGCACUGGGGCCUCGAGGGGAACCCCCGCCGCGCCGCGCCACGCCGCGCCACGCCGCCCGCCCGCCUAGCAGGCCUGGGAGCCGAGGCUUGCUGCGAUCAGGCCUGCGUUCCUCGCUGCGUUCUGAACGUAGGUUGUACGUUGGUUUAGUUGAGGCUCAGGAGAACGCGUUAGGGUCAAUACGUGGGUCUUUACCUCAGGGAGCAAGAGAUGUUGGUGAAAGGGUUAAGCCUGAACAUCCGGAGUUUGCGCUCUGGCGGUUGACUCAUCGUGCCUCAACCGGAAGCAGGCGAGCCAACCUGAGAAUUCUGUGUGUGGGCGUAAACCAAAGGCUGGCCUGCGAGCCUCGCGCCAGCCGGCGGGCCUAUCUAUGGAACAGUGGUGGGGGUGUCAGCCUCAACUAUUUAACGCGGCGCCAUCUGCGCCCGCGUUCUCAUUCAGUUUGCAUCGGGGCGAGAUACAAUCUCACGUACUGUAGGCACACGGUCGCCACGACCGGGUUAACUUUUGGCGUCACGCCAUGUGACGGUAAUUGUCACGGGACAGAGGUCCGACGGCGCGCAUCACGCGUGGCUUGUGUUUUCUGCGGUAAAGCAGUGUUCAGAAAGGAAAAGGUUGCCGGAGUGUUUUAA